CACCGUAGAGGCUUCCACGCUACCCUUAAAUCCUUCAGAUUUUCAUUUCCACCUCAAUCCCUCUCUCUCUGUCUCUCUCUUCUGUGGUUGUUCAGUAUUUUUUUUCCUAGGGAAUUAGGUUUCCCCUGCUUUUCGAUUCUUUGUCGAUUUCCCUCCCCCUGAAUUCAAUUUCCCUGUUCUCUUCGUUCUCCGAUCUCUAAAGAGAAAGAAGAAUCUUUUUUCCUCUCGUUUGCAAUCUCAUACCUAUUCUUGGUUCUUUAGCGUCGAAAGCUCACCUAAAGCUUUCAUCUUUGACCCAUUUUCACACAAUUGACCAAGAAAUUGAGGGUCUUUUGCUUCUAUUUUGAGUAAAAAAGAAAAAGGGGAUUUAGGGUUUCGUUUCUUACAACGAUGGCUUCGAUCGGCUCGUCGUACUGGUGCUAUAGAUGCAACCGAUUCAUCCGGGUUCGGGUUCGGGCCCAAGACACGGUCAUCUGCCCCGACUGCAGCGGUGGGUUCGUUGAGGAGAUCCGGACUCCGACGAGAUCUCCGCUCCACCGGUUUCCGGCCGCCGCAAUGUACAUAGAUCCUAACCCGCCCAAUUCCGAUCACAACCCGAUCCCAAGACUCCGCCGGAGCCGGAGAAACGGCGGGGAUCGCUCACCUUUCAACCCGGUCAUCGUCCUCCGAGGGCCCGCCGACGGAGGAGGAAACGAACCUGAAAGAGGAAACUUUGAGCUCUACUACGACGAUGGUGCCGGGUCGGGGCUCCGGCCUCUACCGGCGAGCAUGUCGGAGUUCUUGAUGGGUUCUGGUUUUGACCGUCUUCUGGACCAAUUGGCGCAACUGGAGGUCAAUGGGAUAGGUCGGUUAGAGCAACCACCGGCUUCAAAAGCCGCCAUCGAGUCCAUGCCCAUCAUCAAGAUCGUGUCGAGCCACGUCUCGACGGAGUCGCAUUGCGCAGUGUGCAAGGAACCGUUCGAGCUCGACUCGGAGGCGCGAGAAAUGCCCUGUAAGCACAUCUACCACUCGGACUGUAUCCUCCCGUGGCUGUCGAUGAGGAACUCUUGCCCGGUGUGCCGGCACGAGCUGCCCACCGAUGUGCGUGGCAGGAACUCGCCGGAGAGCGAUGGGGGUCGAGACGAAGAGACGGUGGGACUGACGAUUUGGAGGCUGCCAGGUGGUGGGUUCGCGGUGGGGAGGUUCACUGGCGGGAUUAGAGCCGCGGAGCGUGAGCUACCUGUGGUUUACACAGAGGUGGAUGGUGGGUUUAACAAUGGUGGUGUUCCCAGGAGGAUUUCGUGGGAGACGAGCGUGAGAAGCUCAAGGGAGAGUGGUGGAUUUCGCCGGGUGUUUCGUAAUUUCUUCUCGUUCUUGGGAAGGUUUAGAAUUAGUACUAGCUCAUCAUCAUCAGCCUCUCGUUUGAGUUCUGAGCCUGGGAUAACGCGAAGGAGUGGCUCUAGUGCGGUGUUUAGUCGUUCGUGGAGGAGGCGCCGAGGCGGCCGGGCUUUGGAUUUGGAUGAUAACAGAUGGUGAAUUUUGAUUCUUUAAUCGGUUUAUAUAUUCUUUAUCUGCUAGGGUCUCUGUUUUGAUACCUAAACUGUUGCAGUAAGACAACAUUUCACAAUUUGUAUAUUGUAUGAUCUUACUUGCUGUACAUAACAACACAUGAGGCAGAGUUGAGGAAUUUAUCAGUUUAAAAUUCUGUGAAAGAGAGAAUUUUGGAACUGGCCAGUGACUAGAUUUCCCGCUAGUGGAAGAUGGAGGAGAAGAUAUAGUAAAGCAGUUAGAGUGGGCUUCAGAAGUUGUAGAGAUGCUUGCCCCGCCAGUACUAAUGUUAAGACUUGCUUGAGUUCCACCAAUGUUUUUUGUUACAAUAGUAACACUUACAUUUUUUUUCGUUUUCUUUUUCUUAAUUUCUUUCUUGGAUGCAGUUUGAUAUGUAGGAUUCGCUGUUCCUUAUAGAACAGCAUUGUGUGCAACAUGAUAUAUCUCUCUCUCUGUGGUCUCGUGUUAUUUUGGAUGUACUUGACUCAAAAUGCCAAUCUUAAUAACAGUGGGCCUACUUGCUGGGAUAUGCCAAA
Molecule: messenger RNA, 2063 nt
Organism: Corylus avellana
Lineage: Eukaryota; Viridiplantae; Streptophyta; Magnoliopsida; Fagales; Betulaceae
Product: E3 ubiquitin-protein ligase RDUF2
Biological process (GO): protein ubiquitination
Cellular component (GO): cytoplasm
Molecular function (GO): ubiquitin protein ligase activity
Source: RefSeq, a predicted model, not a curated record